Molecule: messenger RNA, 1478 nt
Organism: Drosophila suzukii
Lineage: Eukaryota; Metazoa; Arthropoda; Insecta; Diptera; Drosophilidae
Source: RefSeq, a predicted model, not a curated record
AUGUGUGAUAGGUGUAUUUUAUUUCGUGUCGGCAAAAUUUCAGAUAUAUUUCAGCUACACACAGACAGGUCUUCCAAAUUAGUUUUCUCUUAAAAUUCAAAACCAGAACUGCUGCAGGCCUGUGGCAAUUAUAAGAGACCGGAGAAGUUGAUUCGUUCAACGGAAAAUUCAAGUAAUCUCCAUGGAUAGAAGCCACAAGUCGGAUGAGGCCUUUGGUCAGUCCAUGUCCAGCAACAGUCGCCGCGUCAUGUGGAAGCUCAGCGAGGAGGAGGAAACCUUCGAUUCCCUGGUCAACUAUCGCCGCAUUCCAGCGCGCAGCCUGCCGACAGCAAACCGAAGCCAGGUCACCGAUGUGCCCGCCAAAAAACGCACGGCCACUGAGAACUGGCUGCUGCUAGUCCGUGAUCUGGAGAAAAAGGAAGCAAGCAGCAUCGAAGAGGGCAAAAAGUCGGUCGGCCAGCGGGAGCCAUCCUGGAGUGCCAAUCCCCAAACAUCGGCCACCUCUCUGCCAGAAGUGAAGGAGAUCAGUCCCAAGGAACGAGCGCUCAUCUACUGGCGGCGACUCUUCGACGGAAUCCAUAAGCGGCACAAAGGCGAAAAGAGGACAGCCGGAGUGGAGCAGGAGGAUCCGGCGGAUAUAGUUCUUACCGCAAAGCCUAGCCUGGCAUUGCGCUACAAGCCUUCCCACGAGUCGCUGAAGCACAAGCGGAGCAAGGAACUGGCCCCUGAGCGAUGCCCGAGCUACCGGGAAUCGGCGCCCUGCAAAAUGGUAUCGGUUCAACUGGAGUCCUUCAGCCUGCCGCCGCAGCAGACGUGUGUGGUGCGCGAGGUGGCGCCUCGGUUCGCCCACCGAAGGCGCCUGUCGAUAGCCAACGACACGGAUUCAUGCUGCUCCGGCGAGCUGGAGGUCCCCAAAAACAGUCCCGUCCAGGACCAGGAGCCAGGACGACCGCGCAGCGAACUGAUCAGCGUCCAUGUCUCGGCGCCCACCAUCUCCUCGUUCAUGGAGGCGACGCGGCGGAGCACAUCCCCGGUUAGGCGUCGCACAGCGGUGAGCAAGGUGGCCGUCCGGACGAAGGGCGGAUCAUCCCCAGCAGCGGGGGGCAACAAGUGCUCCAGUGCCAGUAGCGGAAGUGCGGGCACCACCACCCUCCCUUUCCGGCAGCGACAGCAGGAGCUCCAUCGCUAUCGCGUCAUGAUCGAGAGACGGCGCCUCGAUCUCCUGGAGCUGAAGAUAGCCCGAGAGCGCGAGGAGGCGCUACACAACGAGAUCCUGUUCCACAAGGACCUGCAGAUCAAAGACAACAUGAUCAGGUACGAGGACAACGACUGCUCCAAUGCUUAGUACUUACUCCUUUCACCGGGACUCCGUUUCGGCAUUAAAUUUAUGGUUUCCAAAAUAGUUCGCAAUUGCCCUGGCCGCAGUAGUUCAAAACUCUCACCCAAAAUAAAUCAAAAUCAUUUCACAUAAACUACAC